GGCCCUUGUGGUUGGGAGCCGGAGUUGUGGGGAGGACUGACCGAGGACAAAAGCAUGUCCUCCCUCCCUGGGUGCAUGAGUUUGGCUGCAGCGCCAGCUGCAGCUGACUCUGCAGAGAUUGCUGAGCUGCAGCAGGCAGUGGUUGAAGAGCUGGGUAUCUCGAUGGAUGAGCUUCGUCAGUUCAUUGAUGAAGAACUGGAAAAGAUGGACUGUAUACAGCAGCGCAAGAAGCAGCUCGCAGAGCUGGAGACGUGGGUACUACAGAAAGAGUCUGAGGUGGCUUAUGUUGAUCGGCUCUUUGAUGAUGCAUCCAGGGAAGUGACUAAUUGUGAGUCUUUGGUGAAGGAUUUCUACUCUAAGCUGGGACUACAGUAUCAUGACAGUAGCUCUGAAGAUGAAGCUUCCCAGCCUACAGAGAUAAUUGAGAUUCCUGAUGAAGAUGAUGAUGUCCUCAGUAUUGACUCAGGUAAAGGAUGA
Molecule: messenger RNA, 477 nt
Organism: Apodemus sylvaticus (European woodmouse)
Lineage: Eukaryota; Metazoa; Chordata; Mammalia; Rodentia; Muridae
Product: histone-lysine N-methyltransferase SETDB1-like
Exons: 3
Coding region: 55-477 (140 amino acids)
Source: RefSeq, a predicted model, not a curated record